GUCUCGUAGCUCAGGCGAGUACGUAACGCAUAAUUUGUUUGCCCUCGUUUGGCCCAUCGGCUGCCAUCCCUCAGCAGUGUCACAGGCGAGAGCAAACUGAGGAUAAGGUGCACAAGACACAGUCCUGCUUUGAGAAGAUGCAUCAGAAUCGACCCAUGCUAAAUACAUUUCCGACGAUCGAUCUUGCUAUACCUCAUUUGUCAGCCGGAGAGCCUAACCCUCCAGCCCUACGCCAAGCCCAAGAUGCGAAUGACUACAUCAUCGAGGCAAUAUCGCUCAACAGCUGCAUAUCAUCUACCCUAUCGCAGCUAAGCAGUCGCAGCCUGAUUUUGAGCUGAGCACCCCUACCAUAUCUAUAGCCCCCAUCCCUCCGCAAUGAAUUUUACAAUGCCGUUCAACAAUCCAUCAUCGACUUGCUCCCUCGGCCAUGGACCCCCUCAGCAUCGCCAGCGGCGUAGCAGGCCUUCUCACAGUCUCAGCCGCUGUGAUAAAAACGUUUGACACCGUCAAAACCAGCAUCGAAAACUGUCCCCGAACAGUAUUCUGGGCGCACGCUGAAACAAAAGAGAUCAACUGGGCGAUUAAACGCCUCAAGAGUUUAAUCGAUGAUCCGGAUUCGGUGCCGAAAGCGGCGAGGAUGUCGGUUGGUAUUCAUGAUGCGACUGUCACGAUAAGCGAGUUGAUCAAAACGUGUGAUCAUCUCAUCACCACGCUUAAACCCUUGAAUGAGGACGGGAAGGUUGUUUUGACGAGGUGGGAUCGGGUGAAGUGGCUGAGGGUGCAGGAUGAUGUUGUUAAGUAUAUUCGGCAGCUUCAAGCGCACAAGGGAUCUGUCACUCUCAUCUUGAACAUUUUGCAAUGCGAGUCAGACGUGGUUAUCGGGGAAUCACAGCGCGCGCUGGAACUCAAGAUUGAUGCAGUCCUCAACAGCAGCGAAGCAACCCAAAGACGCAUCGAAGGUCUCGAAGCGCUCUUCAACAAAUUCAUCGCCGACAACUCCACUUUGAUCCCUUCAAACCGAUCAUCGAUGGCUCCAACUCUACAUCACUGGAAAGAAGACGACAUCACAGAAACAGAUUCAGUAGCGACAUCGCGGAAAUACGACCAGGAUGAAUGGAAUGGCUUCCAUGCAAGCGCAGAACGGUCACUGAGCUUCCCGACAUCGAGUGUCCCGGAAUUAGGAAUGCCAAAACUCAGGCGCUCAACUUCAGCGGAAACUUCGACGAAGAGUGACAGCAACGGUACAACUUCACCACCACGUCGCGAAUUCGAGGCAGCGCUUGAGAAGACGGACGUCUACAAGCGCGUCUACAACUCAACGGACGCUUUCUCAAUACACUCUACCAAAGGCCGCUCCAUGACAGGUUCAGUAAUGACAAGUUUCAGUCUCGCCGACGACUCAUCCAUCUUGUCAGCCUUUCCGAUCAUGAGCAGAACUGAACUUCAACACCCCGAGUUUUAUACACAGAUGAGCGGCAAUCAGCGCAUAUCUCGAGAUCUCAUGAGAGCCAUCACAACAAGAAGUGUUGUAAAGUCUCCAGUGGAACCUCCCCCAGGAGCGCCGUUCUCGCUGAAGCAAUUCAGAUCGCCGCCGAAUUGUGGUGAGAAUGUCAUGGGGCGAUGGCAUCAAUCCCGGACUAAAGCUUGGCGACCAAAGGAGUUUAGAACAGAGAUCCAAUUCGAAGUCCCCGUUAUCUUUGUCGCUACUUCGAAGACUGCAAAGGGACCUAUUGAUGGCGCGCAGGUGUUUCUCAUCGAUGGAACGAGAAAGAGUCUUGAUGAUACAUGGACUGAUCUUGAGCCACCACCUACCGGUACAAUGACCAAGACAGGGCGUUUCAUUAAAAAUGAGCGCGCAACUUGGCUCACGCUACUAUCAAAUUUACAAAAGAUGGAGAACGAAUCGCAGAAUUGGACUCGGCAGCAGAUCAUGGGCUUGAGGCCUCGACCAGCCAGUGCGACAGCAAUACUCACAUCCAUCGCUGGUAAACACACGCUCAACGUCGCGCUUCAACGCGAGAAGAAAAGCUGGGAUGACAUGCCCCCAUCCAUCAAUCGUCCCUACGCAACCACCACCAUGAGCAGCUUGAUAGAGAUGCUCGCUAUGCUGGGUAUAUACUGGAAAGACUUCAACACUUUCCACAAUGUAUACCAAGCCGAAGGAAAUGGCUUUCUUGUGAAGGGUCACAAGAUCAGCGGACUUGGGAUUAUGUUUCACUUUCAAGCGCUGGAGAAGGCUGUUUUUGAAGGGAAUAGGACGGUUCCGAUGAAAGCGGUGACGAGACUUGCUUUUGGACAACUUCCUACGAUAUUUACUGAGGGACAUCCUGAGUAUAAAGGUAGCAAAACGCUGUAUGAGUGGCCAUAUGUUGGGCUGGGGAGUCGGACGGAGAUUGCGGAGACGUUGGCUUCGUUUGGAUGUGGACGCAAGGCGGUCAAUUACUUUUUGAGAGAUGGAGCUGUAACAUCUCAUAUGUUCCCAAUCACUUUUGAACUCAUCGGAAUGAUCAGCCAGGUCUUCCACAUCAAGGAUAUCUGCUUCAGAUACAUCCCGAACCCAUGCUACUGCGUCUGGAGCACGAGAGGCUUCUCUCUGCCCAAGCUUCUGGUUGCAUAUCAGCGAUAUCUUCAAGAAGAUUCCGACAUGACAAACGGACAACUCUCCCUUCAUGUGAAUACCAUCUUCGCGCCGAAGACAGGAAUUCGACCUGGGGAUGGCACCCCGCAGAACUAUACUUGGCAAGCACAGGACACUCUCCACUCUGUCCUCGAUGAACUGGAUGAGUUACUCGAACCAUAUUCCAGAUCGAAACAUGGCAACCCGCUGUUGUCUCUCGGACAGCAAGUCAUCGGCGCUCAUUUCGAAGAACUUCUCUCCCAAAUAAACAGCCAACCCAGUGCCCCUUCCACCCAAACAUUCCCACGCUUCGAAGGUGCCAACGCAACCAACAAAGAGGAUACCCUAAUGAAAGCAUACUUCCAACAAAUUCUCCCCGCCGUGCUAAGAUCCGCAUCGUCAACAUUCUUCAACCUCAAAAACUCAGAUUCCGAAUUCCAUGUUGUCAAGGGGGAGGCCGCACAAACAGCUGAGUAUGCGGCGUAUCUUCGCGCUGCGAAGGAAGUUUGGUAUACUUUUGUUCUAAGGAUGAUCUGCUGGCUGAUGUUGCAUGACUUCCAUCGCGAUGAUGUUCAGAUUCAGAAGGGGAAUCUGUUUGGGAGUGAUAUGCCUGUCUAUAUCUCCUAACGCUGGGAAGUCGAUCGGAUCUUCAUGGAGUGAGCGCUGGUAGAAUAUGGAAAAGGAUGGAACCUAUAGACUUGAUAAGCAGAAGAUGAGAGACUUGUAGAGACCUUGGAAUACAAAUGCACGUCCAUGCUUUCUUGAAACGCCUUCUGUACCCUGACUUGGGUAGGAGUAAGACACCAGAUGCUGAAUAGCUUCUCAGAAGGCUUCAAUUAAGUUUAAGAGUAUGACUGAAACUGAGUUAAAGAUUAUAAUUGCCAGUUUGUAGAUUAAUAUAUGGAAUCUUUUGUGGUGUAUUGAAGAAACUAUUGCAG
Fusarium redolens is the source of this 3555-nucleotide messenger RNA. RefSeq lists its product as uncharacterized. The coding region runs from base 428 to 3244 and encodes 938 amino acids. NCBI's taxonomy places the organism in Eukaryota, Fungi, Ascomycota, Sordariomycetes, Hypocreales, Nectriaceae. The record is from RefSeq and is a predicted model, not a curated record. The transcript has 3 exons.